Messenger RNA from Arabis nemorensis, 3732 nucleotides. The record is from the annotation of a GenBank genome assembly. NCBI's taxonomy places the organism in Eukaryota, Viridiplantae, Streptophyta, Magnoliopsida, Brassicales, Brassicaceae.
AUGCCAGGUUUAGCACAGAGGAAUGAGUUUUACUCUUCUGGGUUUUGGUCUAACGACGUCGGUGAUGGAGUCAGCUACAAUCAGUUGCAAAAGUUCUGGAGUGAGCUGUCGCCGAAAGCUAGGCAGGAGCUUCUCAGGAUUGACAAGCAGGCUCUGUUUGAGCAAGCUCGCAAGAACAUGUGUUGUUCCAGAUGUAACGGACUGUUGCUUGAAGGCUUCUUGCAAAUUGUUUCAUAUGGGAAAUCCUUGCAACAGAAAGGAUCGAUAGGAAAUCUUCCUUGCAACAGAUCAGGAGUCUCAAAAGAUCAGAUUGACUGUAAGUCGGUUGUUAGUAACAGAUGUACGGGUGAGUUGCAAGAACCCGCUGUUCAUCAAUGGGGAGGUCUCACCACAACACGAGAUGGUUCACUCACACUUCUUGAUUGCUAUUUGCAUGCCAAAUCUUUUAAAGGGAUUCAAAUUGUGUUUGAAAGUGCACGUGCUCGGGAGAGGGAACGUGAGUUGCUUUAUCCCGAUGCUUGUGGUGGUGGAGGUCGGGUAUGGAUGAGUCAAGGGAUACCUGGUUAUGGUAAAGGUCAUGGAACAAGAGAAACAUGCGCUUUGCAUACCACAAGGCUCUCUUGUGAUACAUUAGUGGAUUUUUGGUCUGCACUUGAAGAGGAAAGUCGACAUUCACUUUUGAGAAUGAAAGAAGAGGAUUUCGUGGAAAGAUUAACUUACAGAUUCGACUGCAAGAAGUUUUGUAGAGACUGCAGAAGAAAUGUUAUUCGGGAGUUUAAAGAGCUUAAGGAACUUAAAAGAAUGCAGAGAGAACCACGAUGUACCGACUGGUUUUGUGUUGCCGAUACAGCCUUUCAAUAUAAGGUGGACAUUGAUUCCGUCCGAGCAGAUUGGAGUCAAAAGUUUACAGAAAAUGCAGGAUAUCAUCACUUCGAGUGGGCUAUUGGAACUGGAGAAGGCGAAUCUGAUAUCCUCGAGUUCAAAUAUUUAGGCAGUGAUAAGAGUGCUCAUGUCAAUGGCAUAGACCUUCGUGGAUUACACGAAUGCUAUAUUACUCUUAGGGCAUUUAAAAAAAAUGGCCGCUGCUCCGAGAUAUCCGUCAAAGCCCAUGCGUUGAGAGGCCAACAAUGCGUUCACUCCAGGCUUGUGGUUGGGGAUGGCUUUGUUUCAAUCAAAAGAGGAGAAUGCAUUAGAAUGUUUUUUGAGCAUGCUGAAGAGGCUGAGGAAGAAGAGGAUGAAGUAAUGAUAGACAAAGAUGGGAAUGAGCUUGAUGGUGAGUGCUUGCGUCCACAAAAGCAUGCUAAGAGUCCAGAACUUGCUCGAGAGUUUCUUCUAGAUGCUGCAGCUGUUAUUUUUAAGGAACAGGUUGAAAAGGCAUUUAGGGAAGGUACUGCUCGUCAAAAUGCACACAGUAUAUUUGUCUGCCUUUCAUCGAAACUAUUAGAGCAACGUGUUCAUAUUGCCUGCAAGGAAAUUGUCACCUUGGAGAAGCAGAAGAAACUUCUUGAGGAAGAAGAGAAAGAAAAGCGUGAAGAGGAGGAGCGAAAAGAAAGGAAAAGAACAAAAGAAAGGGAGAAAAAACUUCGUAGAAAGGAGAGGUUGAAAGAAAAAGAACGUGAAAAAGAGCAGAAGAAUCCAAAAUCUAGUGAUAAAGCAAUGCUGCCAAAUUUGUCAAGGGAAGAAGAAGGCUGUCUGGAUCUUGAUGAGGGAGUGAACAAUACAAUAAGCUGCGAGGAGUCAGGAAUUGAAACUGGAGAUGCAGAUUUCUCUCCACCUGGUUCUCCUGAUGAUCAAGAUGGAGAGUGUGUGGAAGGUUGCAUUUCUCCAAGAGCGGAAACCCACUAUUGUGAUAGCAUUGAGAGAGAGGUUAUAGAUCAUGAAGAUGAAACAAAUGAUAAUCCUAGACCUGUUCAUCAGACAGCAAGAUUCUGGAAAGAACUUCAGCCUGAUCAUGCUUUGAGGUGGUCAGAAAAGCGCAGAUAUCCAGACAAUGCUUCUUUUGUCAGCAGGGAUGAGUCAAUAUACUAUAGUGAUAGAUUAGAAAGGUCUUCAAGGUACUUCAACGGGUCAAAUAAAAAUUUGAGAGUGAAAGCCUCGAAGGCUGGUGGUAGCCCAAAUAGCAGUAGAUCACAUGAUGGGUUUCAAUGUUCAGACAACAGGAUUGGUGAGAGGUAUGAUUACCAUUCUUGCAGUUGCAAACCCAUCAAUGGAUACCAGGAAAAGGUAGAAUCUAAUAUUUCUGCAACCAUGCAAGAGCUCAAAACCACAUUCAAAUCAGACUCUGAUCCAGACGUUUCCAAGCCACUUCACCGAUCCAAUAUGUAUAAUCACUCAGACUAUAAACGAGAGUUAAGACCUAGAAGUAGAGUGACAACCGGACAAAAUUCUUCUAUGAGGAAUCCAGUAUAUGUAAGAAAGGUCUUGGACUCCAUGGAACUGAAGCAUCCCCAAAACAGCUCAACGUCUGACGUAUCAUCAGUUAUAUGCUCAACAUUUAAGGCUGAAGAGACUAAAGAUGUUUAUUCUUCUGUGAAGUCAGCUGACACACAGUCUCGAUGCAGUGCUACUGAAAAGUUGGGUGAUGCCAAUCUUAGUUCAGACAGGGAUUCUGCGAAUUUUAUUAAUUCAACCAAGGAAGACAAGAAGGUGGAAGUUCACAUAACACCAAAGAAUGAGGACCUGUACUCUAAAGACCCUAUGAUGAGUAGAACCUCCAGUUCAGACAAUUGCUCUUCGUGCCUCAGUGAUGGAGAUAGCAAUACAGCUUCUUCAAACAACGGAAACACUGAAUCCUCCUCGAUGUCUGAUUCUGAAGAUGCCAGCCAGCAAUCUGAAGGAAGAGAGAAUCUAGUGGAUACUCGGGACGAUAUGCCUAAUAAGAUGGCAGAGAAAGAGGCAGGAAAGAGUAUUGCCGAAAGAGAUAUUUUAAGAGUUAUGAAUAUUUCUAAUCUUCCAGCGGACAACGGGGAAAGUAAAUUAUUGGGAACUCCUUUUACAGUUCCUAGCCAAAACAUGGAAGAUAUGGCACACAGUGUUAAUACUGGUUCCUACAUGCCCCAGCCCCAGCCACAAAGCAUGAUGUUUCCCCAAAUGCUUAACCAGAGUAUAGCGUUGUCAGUCUUCCAGGCUCCUCCAACAAUGGGUUACUAUCAUCAAGCUCCGGUCUCUUGGUCUGCAGAUCCAACCAACGGGUUAAUGCCGUACCCUCAUCCUAACCAUUAUGUAUACUCCGCUCCUCUUGGAUACAGUAUGAAUGGAGAGACCCCGUUAUGCAUGCAGUACGGGACCCCAUUGAACCAUUCAGCAACACCUUUCUUCAAUCCCGGGCCAGUCCCAGUUUUCCAUCCGUUUGCUGAAGCCAAUACAAUGAACACUGUGGACCAAUCUCAAACUCUUGAGCCAUUGGCACACAGUUCACUGAAGGAAGCAGAUGAAAGGAAAUCAAAUCGAAUGUCUCCAAUGGAAACUCCAAGCAGCAGAGGUCUGCAAAGUGACAGUGGCGAAAACUUCUCGUUAUUCCACUUUGGUGGGCCGGUUGCUCUGUCUACAGGAGGUAAGUCGAAUCCUGCUCAUUCCAAAGAUGGGAUUUUGGCGGAUUUUUCGUUGCAGUUCUCAGGAGGAGAUCAUGUUUUUGGUGAUCCCACCAGCAAUAAUAAGGGGAAACAGAGCACAAUAGGUGAAGAGUACAACUUGUUUGCGACAAGUAACAGCUUCAGUUUUUCUAUCUUCUAA